AUGUCAUCUAAUACAAGUAAAAGGAAAGGUAAUAAUUCAACAUUUCAACAGGUGUUGAAUAGAACAUUUUAUAAUGUUCGAAAAUCUGGUAAUUAUUGUGGUGGUGGUCGUUUAACAGAUAUUCAUGAUCCUAAGAUGAUGAUAAAUGGUAUACAAGAACAUAUUACAUUUCCAUUAGUACCAUCACAAUUAAAAUUAAUUAUUGAAAAAUGUUCAUUAGCACCAUUCGGUAGACAAGAUAAAACAAUGUUAGAUAUAUCGGUUCGUCAUACAUGGCAAUUAGAUCCAUCAUCAUUUCUAAUAACAAAUUCAGAAUGGAACAUUCAUACAUUAAAUAAUUUAAAAUCAAAAAUUGUUUCUGAUUUAGGUUUGCAUAAUGAUUGGAUUAAAAAUGAUUUAAUUGAUUUACAAUUAUAUAAAUUAUUAUUAUAUGAAAAAGAUAGUUUUUUUAAAAUACAUCGUGAUAGUGAAAAAGUAGAUGGUAUGUUUGGUACAUUAGUUAUUAUUUUACCAUCAUAUUAUAAGGGCGGAGAAUUUGUCAUCAAACAUAAUAAUCAAGAACAAAAAUUUGAUUAUUCAUCAACAAAAUAUAAAUAUGAUUAUUACUAUUUGGUUUUUUAUGCUGAUUGCGAACAUGAAAUUCUUCCAAUAACAGAUGGCUAUCGUUUAUCAUUAGUUUAUAAUAUUGUCGUCAAUAAAGAAAAAUCACAUUUAUGUGCAAAAAUACCAUCUUCUCCUUUAAAUGAAAAAUAUGUUCAAAAUGUUUGUCAAGCUUUAAUAAAAUGGUCUAAAACUAUGAAUAGUCCAUCAAAAUUAAUUAUUCCUUUAAAACAUAAAUAUACAAAAGCAAAUAUGUCGCCAAAUUUAUUAAAAAGUAAAGAUCACACAAUUGCUAGUUUAUUGAAACGUUCAAUAGCAGAAUUAAACAAAAAUGAUUCAAAUCAAAAGUAUUUAUUAUAUUGUGGAAUGUUGUAUUAUAAAAUUCCAAAAAAUGAAGAAGCUUAUAACUCAAAUGAUCCACUAGAGAGAACAAUUGGAGACACAGAUGUUGAAAAUUUAAAACCUUUAUAUGAAAUAGAUGACAAUUAUUUUCAAAAAAUAUGUGAAAUAUUUCAUAUGCCUAGAACAUCUGUUAUCUCAGUUGAUGAAACAGAUUUUAUAAAUAAAGAACCAGAAUGGAAAUCAUUAGAACCAUUCAAAAUCGUCGAAGAAGAAACAGGUAAUGAAGGCACCAUAGAGAAAUAUUGGUAUCGUAUGGGUAUUUUAUUAUUAAUUCCAUAUAAUUGGAAAUGGUGUUUACUCAACGAUGAUUUCAUACUAGAUGGAUUUUAUAAAAUGUGUCAAACUGUAAAAAAUGAUGAAAAUCAAAUAAAACUAAAACAAGCAUGUAUUGAAUUAGUUAAUUAUAUUUUAUAUCGUAUGAACAGACGAAGAUAUGAAUAUCUUGAAAAUUUUGAUUCAAGAGAAUUGCUUAAUUCCCUAUUAUUGUUAUAUAAUUUAAAACUCGAUGAUAAUCAAUCUGUUUUAAAUGCUCUUAUUUCAACAAUUAAAAAUCAUUCAUUUACUCAAGGUCUAUUUUGGUACGAGAGUAUGCACAAUGUAAUAUACAACGCUGGCAAUGUAAUUGGUUGGCAUCAAAUUGGAAUUUAUAUCUAUGAUGCAUUUAAAAUAUCUUUAAAAAGAAGCACUAUUGCACAAUCUGUGAAAUUUUUAAUCUCUUUUAUUUCAAGUAUGUUAAUCGUUUUAAUUUACUUAGGAACAUAG
Molecule: messenger RNA, 1764 nt
Organism: Rotaria sp. Silwood1
Lineage: Eukaryota; Metazoa; Rotifera; Eurotatoria; Philodinida; Philodinidae
Source: the annotation of a GenBank genome assembly